AUGCCAGCCAGCCAGGACGUCGUGGUUCCCAAAUGGGUUUCUUUCACCGAAAAAUGGCAUAAUAAGCCCUACGAAACCAUCUCACCUAAACGCCCUGAGCUAUCAGCUGCGGGCAAGAACGUCAUCGUCACUGGAGGCGGCACUGGGAUCGGAAAGGCAGCAGCUAUUGCGUUCGCUCAAGCUGGCGCCAAGUCCGUCUCUAUCCUCGGCCGCCGACUGGAUAGGCUAGAGGCGAGCAAGGAGGCCAUCCUGGCCCAAGCUGCCAACCCCUCGGAGAUCCAAGCCCUGUAUGAGGUUGUCGAUCUCAAGAAGCGAGAGGAGGUUGAGUCUGCAUUUUCUAGCAUUGUUGGGAAGGUCGGAAAGCUCGACAUUCUUGUCAACAAUGCGGGUGCCAUGGCUCCUCCAACCCCUGCCCUCAAAUACACGGCGGAGAGUUUCUCUUCCAUGUUCGAGACCAACGUCACCACUACCCUCCAUGCCACACAGGCCUUCGUAUCGUCUGCAGGCCCAACGCCAAUCCUCAUCAACAUUUCGGCGAGUCUUGUACACAUCCAGCCGAUGGGUGGGAUGGCAGCGUAUACGGCCAGCAAGACUGCGCAGCUCAAGCUCAUAGAAUACCUUGGGGCCGAGAACCCCCAACUGCACACCGUCAACCUGCACCCUGGAGUCGUUGCGACGGAGAUUGGAGGGCCCGGCUCUGAUCUGAUCGGACAAGACGAAGUUGAGCUCCCUGGCCAGGCCUGCGUAUGGCUUGCAUCGGAGGAGGCCAAGUUCCUGAAGAGCAAAUUUGUCUGGGCGAACUGGGAUGCCGAGGAGCUGGUCAAUAGAAGGGAGAGCAUCAUAAGCUCGCGCCUGUUGACGGUGGGGCUGGAUGGUGUGGAAAUGUAA
This is a messenger RNA of Clonostachys rhizophaga, 888 nucleotides long. The record is from the annotation of a GenBank genome assembly. NCBI's taxonomy places the organism in Eukaryota, Fungi, Ascomycota, Sordariomycetes, Hypocreales, Bionectriaceae.